Molecule: messenger RNA, 2646 nt
Organism: Geosmithia morbida
Lineage: Eukaryota; Fungi; Ascomycota; Sordariomycetes; Hypocreales; Bionectriaceae
Product: Periplasmic beta-glucosidase
Exons: 4
Coding region: 1-2646 (881 amino acids)
Biological process (GO): glucan catabolic process
Molecular function (GO): beta-glucosidase activity
Source: RefSeq, a predicted model, not a curated record
AUGGGCUUGAAGAACAUCUUGCUCUUGGCCUCGUUGGCCUCGGCCUCCCCGGUAGCGGACAAGAGGUCCGACGUCCCAGAGGGAUACUACUCUCCUCCGUACUAUCCUUCCCCCUACGGCGGAUGGGUCGACAGCUGGGCCGAGAGCUACGACAAGGCCAAGGCGCUCGUGGACCGCAUGACGUUGGCGGAGAAGACCAACAUUACUGCUGGAUCUGGUAUCUUCAUGGGUACCCGAUGCAACGGCAACACUGGCUCGGCGUACCGCCUGGGUUUCCCCCAGCUCUGCCUCAACGAUGCCGCCAACGGCGUUCGCCAGGCUGACAACGUCACCGUCUUCCCCGAUGGCAUCACCGUCGGCGCCACCUUUGACAAGAAGCUCAUGUACGACCGCGGAAAGGCCAUCGGCGAGGAGGCCCGCGGAAAGGGCGUGCACAUCUGGCUGGGCCCCACCAUCGGUCCCAUCGGCCGCAAGCCCAAGGGCGGUCGUAACUGGGAGGGAUUCGGUGCCGACCCGGUCCUCCAGGCCGUCGCCGGCAGGGAGACGGUCCGCGGCGUCCAGGACCAGGGUGUCAUCGCCACCAUCAAGCAUCUCAUCGGCAAUGAGCAGGAGAUGUACCGCAUGUAUAACCCCUUCCAGCAGGGUUACAGCUCCAACAUUGAUGACCGAACUCUGCAUGAGCUGUACCUGUGGCCCUUUGCCGAGGCCGUCCGUGCCGGCGUCGGCGCUGCCAUGACGGCCUACAAUGCUGUCAAUGGUACCGCCUGCAGCCAGCACCAGUACCUGAUCAACGGUAUCCUCAAGGACGAGCUCGGCUUCCAGGGUCUCGUCAUGUCGGACUGGCUCGCGCACAUGUCCGGCGUGGACUCGGCCCUGUCCGGACUGGACCUGGACAUGCCGGGUGACACCCAGAUCCCUCUGUUCGGGAACUCGUACUGGAUGUACGAGAUGACGCGGGCCACGCUCAACGGGACGGUGCCGAUGGAGCGUCUCAACGACAUGGCGACGCGCGUCGUGGCGGCGUGGUACCAGAUGGGCCAGGACGAGGGCUUCCCGGCCACCAACUUCGACACCAACACCAACGACGCCGUGGGGCCCAUCUACGCAGCCGCCUGGCCGCUCAGCCCGACGGGCAUCGUCAACGAGUUCGUGCCCGUGCAGGCGGACCACGACGUUGUGGCCCGCGCAGUGGCGCGCGACGCCAUCACCAUGCUCAAGAACGAGGACGACCUCCUGCCGCUCAGGGCCUCGACGCCCGUCACCGUCUUCGGCACGGCCGCCCAGGCCAACGCAGACGGCCCCAACGCCUGCGCGGACCGCAAGUGCAACAAGGGGACCCUGGGCCAGGGCUGGGGCUCCGGCACGGUAGACUACAUGUACCUCGACGACCCCAUCUCUGCGCUGCGCGACGCGUCGUCGGCCGAGGGCGGGGUCAGGUUCUACAACACCGACUCGUUCCCCUCUAGCCUGGACGAGGACCCCGCCGACGGCGACGUGGCCAUCGUUUUCAUCACCUCCGACGCCGGCGAGAACACGUACACGGUCGAGGGCAACCACGGCGACCGUGACGCCUCCAGGCUGGCGGCGUGGCACGGCGGCGACCAGCUGGUCAAGGCUGCCGCGGCCAGGUACUCCAGCGUCGUCGUCGUCGUGCAGACGGUGGGGCCGCUGGUCCUGGAGCCGUGGAUCGACCUCGAGGCCGUCAAGUCGGUCCUGGUGACGCACCUACCCGGUCAGGAGGCCGGCAAGACGCUGACCGACGUGCUGUACGGCGAGACAUCCCCCUGCGGCCACCUCCCCUACUCCAUCACGUACCAGGAAGCAGACAUGCCGGCGAGCGUGACGGAACUCAUAGACCACGCCUUCCUCAACCAGGCCCAGGACACGUACUCGGAGGGCCUGUACAUCGACUACCGCUACCUGAACAAGGAGUCGAUCCGGCCCCGGUACGCCUUUGGCCACGGCCUGAGCUACACCACCUUUGACAUGGGCAACGCCUCCAUCUCCAAGGUCACACAGCUGCAGCGCCUGCCGCCCGCCCGCCCCGACAAGGGUCCCGUGCUCAACUACUCCCAGGCCAUCCCCGACGCCAGCGAGGCCGUCGCCCCAGCGGGCUUCAACCAGAUCCCGCGCUACAUCUACUCGUGGCUCAGCAAGGACGAUGCCGAGAAGGCCGCCGCCAAGGCGGGAACGACACCCUAUGAGCACUACCCCGAGGGUUACACGUCCGAGCAGAAGGCCCAGGGCCCGCGUGCCGGCGGCGCUCAGGGCGGCAACCCAGCCCUCUGGGACGUCGCCUACUCCCUGUCCGUCACCGUGACCAACUCGGGCGCGCGCAACUUCUCCGGCAAGGCGUCCGUCCAGGCAUAUCUCCAGUUCCCCGACGGUGUGGCCGAGGACACGCCCAUCAUCCAGCUCCGUGACUUUGAGAAGACGCGCGAGUUGGCCCCCGGCGAGAGUCAGACCGUAGACCUGUUCCUGACGCGCAAGGAUCUCAGCGUCUGGGACGUUGAGCUGCAGGACUGGGUCGUCCCGGAUGUCGAUGGCACGUACAAGGUGUGGCUGGGCGACGCGAGCGACAACUUUUCCGUCGUGUGCCGUGCUGACACGCUCAGCUGUGAUGAUGCGACUGACGGACCCGUAUAG